GGUACACCUCCGUUGAUUCAUUCAUCCCGUCAACCAUCAAUCAUUAGCCAUCAACCACCAAGUAUAUUCGUCCGAUAUUCUUCGAUCCUUCAUCUCAUACCAUCGGCUUUUCGCGCUGCCCACACACCAUUACUCUUUCAUAACUUGCAGUUUUCUAUUAUCAAGCUCAGCAGCACCUACAAUAAGCGCUCCUCAAGAUGGCUAUGACAUAUUCUAUUCUCCCUUCCGAAAUCGGCUUUCAGGACUACUCGUUCGACUUUGAGGAGUAUGUCAGGAAUGAGGUUGGACUUGACAUUACCAACAUGGCAAAGAAGAAUGGAGAAAAUGGAGAUAAUAUCUGCAGAUUCUUCUUGAAAGGACAUUGCUCAAAAGGAAACAACUGCCCGUUUAGACAUGUCAGGACAGAUCCGUCAAAGGCGGUUGUCUGCAAACAUUGGCUUCGAGGACUUUGCAAAAAGGGUGACAAUUGCGAGUUUUUGCACGAGUACAACCUGAGGAAAAUGCCUGAAUGUUGGUUCUACAGCAAGUACGGAGAAUGUAACAGCGGCUCCGAAUGCAUUUAUCUUCAUAUCGAUCCGGAAAGCAAGAUUAAAGACUGCCCGUGGUACGCGCGAGGAUUCUGCAAACAUGGACCCAAUUGUCGACACAAGCAUACCCGGAAGGUGCUCUGUCAAAACUAUGUCACAGGAUGGUGCCCUCAGGGAUCCAAUUGCCCGAACGGACACCCGAAAUACGAGUUGCCUCCACCAAAUUGGGACGAUGGUCAGGGAGCACGACCAAUGCCUCAAGAAAGAUCAUUUGAGCGCGAUGAGACACAACAACGUCCAAAUGGUGAAUCAUUUCCGACGCGGAAUCUUGAGGAUGUUACCUGUUUUAAAUGCCAGCAAAAGGGACAUUAUGCAAAUAGGUGUCCGCAAGGAAGACAGCAUGACAUGCAGAUGUAGUAGUGGAGACCUUUUGCAGCCUGGAUUCUUCCCUCGCAUCUUCUUCAAUCCUAUGUGCUACGAACGCCGAUUCCCAGCCCACUACUGUCUUUCGCGGCCCCUACCACUUGUUCUGCCACCUCGACUAUGGCCUCUCCAGCUAUGUAUGACCGAGGAUAUGAUAUUCACUUUGUAGUAACUUUGUAGACAUAGAAUACCCAAAUGUCAUGUCGUCGCACAAUAAACAUGGACUUGAA
Gamsiella multidivaricata is the source of this 1180-nucleotide messenger RNA. RefSeq lists its product as uncharacterized. The record is from RefSeq and is a predicted model, not a curated record. Lineage: Eukaryota; Fungi; Mortierellomycota; Mortierellomycetes; Mortierellales; Mortierellaceae. Gene Ontology annotation, molecular function: zinc ion binding; RNA binding. Bases 198 to 944 code for a protein of 248 amino acids. The transcript is spliced from 6 exons.